AUGUACAGUUAUAAUUUGUGCAGAAAAUAAUACUUUAAUUAGUGUGAAUGUGAAAUACAUUCGGACUUAAAGAUGGUUAAUGAAUUAAAAACAGUUUCCGGUGAAUUUGCGAAUGAAGAAAAAAUUGCAGUCGAUAUCGAAUAUGCUCUGGAUGUUGCUGGUCUCGGGUGGUAUAACAUUCGUUACAGUCUCUGCUUGACUAUCUUUCUCAUCGCCGUAAUCAUAGAGCCUAGAGGUUACGCAUACAUUCUCCCGGUUGCAAGAUGCGAUCUACAGAUGACGGAGGCUCAACGUGGGUUCAUAGGAUCCAUACCGUACAUUGGCAUAACACUCACAUCGUUUCCAUGGGGCUACGCGGUAGACACGCGGGGCAGGAGAAAGAUGAUAGUUCUUAGUUCAGCAGUAGCAGGCUUGUUGGGUGUCCUAUCGGCUUUUAUGCCAGAUUUAAUCUCAUUUACUGCUACUAAGUUCCUUAUGUCCCUCUGCCUGGCUUGUCCCGCCGCAGUGCCGUAUUCGUUUAUUGGUGAGAUCAUGCCUAGCAAAUACAGGGAUGUUACUCUAUCAGUAACCAACGCAAUGCAAAUAUUUGGAUCUGUUUUUGUUCCUUUAUUAGGAUGGGCAAUCAUACCUCUCACGUUUAGAGUUGACUUUGGCCUCUACGAGUUCAAGCCAUGGCGACUUUUAACUGUUAUCUACUCACUUCCGUUUCUAUUGGGUGCCUUAUUGAUGUAUUUUGGCCCGGAAAGUCCAAAAUAUCUCAUGUCCCAAGGCCGGCAUGAUGAAUCCUUAGAAGUAUUGAGGACAAUGUAUGCGGUGAAUAAAAAUAAAUCACCAGACGACUUUCCAAUAAAAUAUCUACGGAUGAACGAAGAUCUAAAAGAGGAAAAGCCAUCAUUCUUCAAAUCUUUAGCCAUUCAAUCGGCACCAUUGUUAAAGCCACCAUAUAUACAAUGGAUGUCGUUAAUAGGAUUUCUGCUAUUUGGAAUAUUCGCAAACUUAAAUGGUUUAUACGUAUGGUUGCCUGCUGUUUUGAAUACCGUAUUAACUGGCGGAGGAGAAGGCCAAACAGCCUGUCAAGUACUUGCUCAACAACAAAAUCAGACAGACGUGGGUGUGGAAUGCAUCGAAACAAUUGAUUCAAUGACCUUCAUCGUUAACAUCCUCUCAAGUCUUGCUUGUGCUGUUAUUGCAAUAGGAGUCAGCAGUGUAGUCAGGGUUUUCGGGAAGAAAAAUCUCUUAAUAGCUUUUUACACUCUCAUUGGAUGCGUAUGUGUAGGCAUUAAUUUUGCGACGCAACAAAUUUUGUUUGCAAUUCUGGUGUCUUCGUUUCCUAUCUUGGGGCUGUGUAUUGGACCAGUUAACGCUUUUGCUGUGGAUAUUUUUCCAACCAAAUUGAGAGGUAUGGCCGUCAGUUUGUCUAUGAUGGUUGGUCGUUUUGGGUCAGUCGUUGGUGUAAAUGUUGCUGGAACAUUGCUCAAUACUGCCUGUGAAGUCACGUUUUAUGGAUAUGGAGGAUUAUUGUUCUUAUGUGGGCUGCUGAGCUUUUUACUCCCAAGACCAACGGCGAAGCCAAAGCAAGAUAUAAAUUCUAUGUCAACAAAAUUGUAGGGAGAAUCAACGGCCUCGCAAAGUUAGCAUUCACUUUGAUAGUUGACACAUCAAAAAGACGCUCCGACAUUUAGCGGGAUGUAAUAAGCGAGCACUUUUAUCUUCUUAUAUAUUUACUAUUAUUAUCGUUGUAUAAAGCUUGUGAUGUGAUUUGUGGAAAGUCAAAGUGGGUAUUAUUAAAAUAUCUACUAUGACUGUCUUUGAAUGUCUCGUAGGCACCACUACAAAUGUUUAAUAAAUAAUUAUAGGUAAAACAAACCUCAUUGUACAAAGAUUUUGUAUAUUAGAUGUGAUAUGUAUUGAUUAUGUACAAUUAAAUGUGAAAUAUGUA
This is a messenger RNA of Pieris rapae (cabbage white), 1939 nucleotides long. RefSeq names its product synaptic vesicle glycoprotein 2B-like. The coding region runs from base 73 to 1608 and encodes 511 amino acids. The record is from RefSeq and is a predicted model, not a curated record. Gene Ontology annotation, biological process: transmembrane transport. Gene Ontology annotation, molecular function: transmembrane transporter activity. Lineage: Eukaryota; Metazoa; Arthropoda; Insecta; Lepidoptera; Pieridae. The transcript is spliced from 11 exons.